UCCCACGAAUGCCGUAAUGACGUAAUCUCUCACUCCAACUCCAAGGCGCAUCUCUCUCCUCUCUCUCUCUGCUCCAUUUCUCCCCGUCCCUGCAGCGCAUCGCAUCACCGCCUCUCGCUUUCCCCCCUAGCUUCUGCGUCCUCGAGGCGCGGACGACGACGACGACGACGAGAACCCCGCCACCGCCUAGAGCACCAUUGCUGAGCAUUAGGGUUAUUAGCUUCAAGUACAUGUGGCCUGCUGCUCGUUGAUUCUUACUGGCAAGGCUUAACUUCAGUCACUUUUUUGGAUGAAAGCCCUGGUUGGAUAUUCACAGGUGUAGCAUUGUAAUCAGUUUGUGAUUAACUAGCACUGCUUCACGUAAAGCACUGGAAAAUGGAUCGUAGAGAUACUUCAGGGUUUGUUAGUGGGGGAUGCAAGGAUAAUAAAGGGUGCUAACUACUCUAUAUGUUCUAACUUGGUAACUUUUUUGACUGUUGACAAUUAUUAAACCGGAAGUGAGGCCUGCUGGUCCUUAACCAUAAAGAUUGGUUGAGUAUAGGAGCAAUGGAACCGAGGUGUAGGAGCUCAGCAUUCACUAUAAAUUUCUCAAAUCCAAAUGGCUUCGGGAAUCAGCGCACUGUCAUUCCAGCGGCCAGCCAUCCAACAGCUGGUUCUAGCCAACUUGAUGUGCUAGCUCCUAGAGGGUACAAGAGAAAGUGGACUGAAUUGUCUCUAGGUCUGGGUGACUCAUCAAGCUCAGAUAGCAGCAAGCAGAGCAUGGGUACUGGCUCCACUGUUUCUUCUGCUAAGGGAAGCGAUGAAGGCUCGUGUAUGGAUUAUGACAUAACUUUUAAGUUAUCUCUUGGCAAUGAAGGUACUUCCAAGGUGCAUAAACAGGCUUGUGAUUCUAGGACGACUUUGGAGAAACCUGGGUUGGAUCUUAAGUUAUCUUUGGCACCAUCUCAAUCUGGUGUUACUGAUGACCUAAUUGGAACCACUGCACAUCAAGACAUAUUUGUGCAGCCACACAUUAUGGCUUUAGUGCCAACUGUUGAUGAAGGAUCUACAUCUGCUCACCGGCCAUCUGGUGGCGUGCUGCUUUCUUUUCUUAAUCAGGCUGACAAAUUGGCUGGGUUUUCUCUGAGCCAAGUGCUCCCAGUUAGCUCUAACCAGGUUCAAGGUCCAGCUCCAACACCAACACUGAUCCAAGUGCCAAAGAGUCCAGCAGCCUGUACUUCCGGGUCUGUCCAUCUGCAGCAGCACAGCAGUAGCACAAAAAUUUGUUCAUACCAAGGAUGUGUAAAAGGAGCCAGAGGUUCAUCAGGGCGUUGCAUUGCCCACGGUGGGGGUAGAAGGUGCCAAAAGGAAGGUUGCAACAAAGGAGCUGAGGGCAAGACCAUCUUUUGUAAGGCUCAUGGAGGGGGGAGACGCUGCGAAUACCUUGGAUGUACGAAGAGUGCUGAAGGCCGUACUGAUCUCUGCAUAGCCCACGGAGGUGGCCGACGUUGUAGCAAUGAAGGAUGCAAAAGAGCAGCGCGAGGGAAAUCCGGCCGCUGUAUCAAGCAUGGUGGUGGGAAGAGGUGCCAACAGCUGAACUGCACUAAGAGCGCAGAAGGGCGGUCAGGCUUGUGCAUUGCUCACGGAGGCGGGCGUCGCUGUGAGCAUGAUGGUUGCAACAAGGGAGCUCAGGGCAGCACUAAUUUCUGCAAAGCUCAUGGUGGUGGCAGAAGAUGCACACACCCUGAUUGUUCCAAGGGUGCUGAGGGAAGCACCCCAUUCUGCAAAGGCCACGGAGGAGGCAAACGUUGUUCAGCUGAAGGUUGUACAAAGAGCGUGCAUGGCGGGACCCAAUUCUGCGUUGCACAUGGAGGUGGCAAGAGGUGUGUGGUAGAAGGAUGCAAGAAGAGCGCACGAGGUCGGACCGACCGCUGUGUUGGUCAUGGUGGGGGCAAGCGAUGCCAGUCCGCUGGCUGUGGAAAGAGCGCUCAGGGAAGCACUGAUUUUUGCAAGGCACAUGGUGGAGGGAAGCGCUGCUUGUGGGGUCAUCCAGGAUCAGAUCUUGGAUCUGGUGGCCCUCCUUGUGACCGCCUUGCACGAGGCAAAAAAGGCCUGUGUGUUCAACACAACCCGCUGGUGGAUGACAAUAGUGUCCACGGGGGUCUGUCAUUUAGUGCUUUCAGUAUUAUCAGCAGUGCCCUUUCUCAUGGAGAUCGUCCUUCAAGCACCGAAGCAAGCAGGCAAAGCAUUUUCUUGCAUCCUGCGGAGGCUCCUCGUCGUGUAUCUGUUCCAGCUCCUGAGGGUCGGGUGCAUGGUGCUAACAUUCUGUCAAUGUUUGCUGAUGGUAUGAGCCUUGGAAACAAGCCGCCGACCAACAACGCCGAUGCUAGUACCUCCGCACCUAGCAACUGGAAAUCUGCCAACAUGGACCCUAGCAGCUCUGCACGCCGCAACUGGCUGUAAUGACUGAAUUCGCCACCUUUCCUCCCAUCUCGGUAGGCGAGGAUCUCCCAUGUCCUCUGGUGUGGAAGCUAUGGUAUGAUUGUGUGAACUAUGUGUCAUGAUGUGUCAGCACUGCUGCGUUAUAGCUGUGUGUGUGCCUUGUAGUAGGUGUCAUCUGAGCCUUGUAAUGGUGGUCAUGUGUGCUUUAUAGCUACCCCCUGUGAUGAUAUAAAUAAAAGGGGAAGGUUGCAUAAUAGAUAUUCGUGUGAAUUCUAGGUACUCUGUUGAAGGUCUGCUGUGCUCUCCAUAUAUUUUUUUCAAUAAAAGAAGCUUUAUUGGUCCUUAA
Molecule: messenger RNA, 2767 nt
Organism: Phragmites australis (common reed)
Lineage: Eukaryota; Viridiplantae; Streptophyta; Magnoliopsida; Poales; Poaceae
Exons: 3
Coding region: 547-2442 (631 amino acids)
Source: RefSeq, a predicted model, not a curated record